GCCAUGCGCGGCUUCUCCCCGGAGCAGCAGAAGCGCCUGGCCGCCAGCCUGGUGCGCGUCCUCGACCUCUACCGGCCGCUAACGGACGCCUACGUCAUCGAGUUCUUCGCGGAGGACCUGUGGGGCCGCCUCCCCCGAAGCUGGCAGGCGGCGCUGGGCCGGCUCUCCCCGCCGGAGGUGGCGGCGCUGCUGCUGCGGAGGGGCGAGCCCGCCCGCCGUCGCCCGGUGUGGCCGCUCUCGCUGCUGGCCUUCCGCGCCACCGCGCACGCCCUGGCUUUCCCCCGCCGACCAGCCGCCGCCGCCGCCGCCCGGGAGCCCCCGCUGCCGCCCCGCUUCCGCAAGCACCUGCGGCCCAAGAAGCAGCACGAGGUCCGGCGGCUGGCGCAGGUGGUGCAGCGGCUGAGCGAGCGCACCGGGUGCCGCCGGGUGGUCGACGUGGGCGCCGGGCAGGGCCACCUCUCCCGCUUCCUGGCCUUCGGGCUGCAGCUGUCGGUGACGGCCGUGGAGGGAGACCCCCAGCUGGUCGCUCAGGCCGCCAAGUUUGACCGGGCGCUGGCGCUGGAGCUGAGCAAGGAGCAGGCCAGGCGGCAGGCUCCAGACGGCGCCUCCGUCCAGGGGCCGAAGCACGUGGUGGGCUGGGUCAGUCCCCACUCUUCUUGGCCCGAGUUUGUGGAGCUGCUGCACUCGGACGAGGCUGAAGGGAAGGCCGCUGCGGGAGACGGGAGUCCACGGGGAGCAGCCUUGGGUCAUCACCCCACCGUGCCUUGUGAGCUGAGGGAAACUGAGGCUCGGAAGGGAGGUGCAGACUGUGGGGAGGAUGGCCCAGAUUCCCGGGAGCAGAAGUCGCCACCCCGCCUCCAAGCACAGCACCCGCAAGGGACGCUUUUGCUCACUGGCCUGCAUGCCUGCGGGGACCUCAGCGCGACCCUCCUCCGGCUCUUUGUGGCCUGUCCCCACAUUGUCGGCAUCACUUCGGUGGCCUGCUGCUACAUGAAGCUGAGCACCGGGGAGGGCGCCCGGCCCGGCUACCCCCUGAGCAACUGGGUGGCCGGUCUGCCCGGCCACCAGCUCUCCUACAAGGCCCGGGAAGGGGCUUGCCACGCCAUGGAGGACUACAUUCUGCGGCUGGAGCAGGACAGUCCUUCGCUGAAGACGCACUACUUCCGGGCCAGGCUGGAGACCGUGAUCCGGGCCAUCGACCCCACCAAGAAACGCCUUGGGGUGCAGGCUAUUCCCAAGACUGACGAGAUGACUUUUGAGCAGUAUGCGCGCCGGGGACUGGAGCGUGUCGGGAUGAGUCCCAGUGGACCCCUGGAGGCAGCCUCUCUAGCCGAGCAGCAGCGAGUGGUGGUCUUCUUCAGCCUCGCUCUCCUGCUGGCCCCCUUGGUGGAGACCCUUAUUCUCCUCGAUCGGAUGAUUUACCUGCAGGAGCAAGGUUUCCCGUGCGAACUUGUCCCUCUCUUUAACCCAGCGCUCUCUGCCAGGAACCUGGUGCUGGUGGCUGCCAAGGUGCCGCCCUCCGACCUGUGGGGCCUGGCCGCAGGGAACUGAGGAGGAUCCUGCCCUAGAUGGGUCUUCUCAGUGUCUUGAUGCAGAAGAAGCGGAAGGAGUGGACUUGGCCUUAUAGUCCCCCGCUGCACCCCAGCCAAGCAAGCCCAUGGACCAACCCUUUGGAGGAGGACGAAGGAGCAGGCCGUA
Molecule: messenger RNA, 1698 nt
Organism: Protobothrops mucrosquamatus (brown spotted pit viper)
Lineage: Eukaryota; Metazoa; Chordata; Lepidosauria; Squamata; Viperidae
Gene: METTL25B
Product: ribosomal RNA adenine dimethylase domain containing 1
Exons: 7
Coding region: 4-1551 (515 amino acids)
Biological process (GO): rRNA modification
Molecular function (GO): rRNA (adenine-N6,N6-)-dimethyltransferase activity
Source: RefSeq, a predicted model, not a curated record